AUGGGACGACAGAAGACAGAGGCAACUACCCGCUCAGAAUGCUCAGACGAGGUGGUACUAUACGAAAUCGGGGGAGCAUGGAGAGGCGAGCGGUUUGACGUUCAUGGCUGUACGGAGCGACUCGCAGACAGCCACGCCUACGUCUAUCUGUUUGACCCGUCAUUUGGCGACUCAUUGCGUUGUAUCGAGCGCCUGCGGGAAAUGGUUCUGGAUCGCACCUCCGGGUACGAGAGGACACCUUGCGAAGUUCUCCUGGUGGACGGCUUCGCCAACGCCGCCGAACCCACCGUCGACACGAGACUCCGACGAUUCGCACAGGAUUUAAGUGGUGGAUACUGCGUUUCGGAGCGCACUCUUGAGCAUAAGCUGCGGAUGGAUGUUGCAAUCUCCUCACUCCUGACAUGUGUGUCAGCGUCGUCCGCGUCAUCUUCACCCCGGCGCCGGCCAUGGAAGGCAACACUAGCGACGUUGCAGCGCACAUUCGGCCGCCCUGCACCGGAGCCACCGAACGCGAUCGGAGUCUCCCGCUCGUCCUCCCGUGCACCAAACAUGUUCGGAAACUCCAAGGGCGAAGCGCUGAUCAGAGUGCAUCUCCGUCCAGGAAGAAUCUUCAACAGGAAGGGCUCGCAGGGCUUGAACUCGAAGGGAUGCCGACGGCAGAUUACCAGGAUUAAUCAACUGGCACCCCACGGUACAGAUCCAGAUUCGCACGAGAGGAGGUUUCUGGACCCGAGACCUGCUCCCGCCAUGCCACUGGACCAGAGGUUAUUUUGA
Molecule: messenger RNA, 774 nt
Organism: Saxophila tyrrhenica
Lineage: Eukaryota; Fungi; Ascomycota; Dothideomycetes; Mycosphaerellales; Extremaceae
Exons: 2
Coding region: 1-774 (257 amino acids)
Source: RefSeq, a predicted model, not a curated record